This is a messenger RNA of Austrofundulus limnaeus, 717 nucleotides long. RefSeq lists its product as uncharacterized. NCBI's taxonomy places the organism in Eukaryota, Metazoa, Chordata, Actinopteri, Cyprinodontiformes, Rivulidae. The record is from RefSeq and is a predicted model, not a curated record. The coding region runs from base 73 to 516 and encodes 147 amino acids. The transcript has 2 exons.
AGUUCUUCCGGAAGUCCAAUUGAUGGAGCAUUUUAUGAGUGUUUUUGUUAAUAUUUACUAAACUGGAGUGAUAUGGAGUCCGUUUUCGUCCGGUUUGAAUCGUAUAACUUCGAGGCUGAUCAGCGGUUUGCGGCCGGGCUGAAAACUUUAGAAAAGUCUGAGAAAAGCAGAGAAGAAACUGAGAUGCUGAACCUCAAACUUUUCUAUUAUAACAGGUUUGUGGAGCCCAUAGACCAGCAGAGCUACAGGACGUGGUGCUCUUCAUCCCAUCAUGUGAAAGCUUCAGACCUCCAGCAGGACCAGAGGAACCUGUCACCUUCAGACUCAGAGAACCAAACAGAAACAUCUGCACACCCAGAGACAAAACAGCUGUCCUUCGCAGAGGUGUUGCAGCUGGUUCAGGAGGGAAAAGAAGUGCCCGGUGUAACAAAACUGGACAUAAAACCUAGUAACCAGAGCCCCACUCCUUCUCAGAUGCAACAAGUCAGAAAACCCUGGGAAACAUCAUCAUCUUAAGUAAUUUUUACAGUCYAAACAGCAUCUGUCAUAUUAUACAGUUUCAUUAAUCAAUAUGUGAAACACUCAAACGAAMCUGUUUUUCAAAGAACAAAUGUCCUCAUGGUGCCAAAACUAAUUAAGCAUGAAAAUAUUUGUGGACUGGAUGAGGCAGGUUAAAUAAUUGUUUGAUCAAAAUAAAUAAAAAUUAAUUCAUCUUUA